CCCUCAUCUUUUAUUUUUACUUGACGAAAAUGUCAAACUUCUCAUAUACUGUGGGCAUUCCCAUCUUUUGUGUCGGGUUUACACAUGACGAUAACCUCAUUCUUGCAGGAGGCGGCGGGUCUGGGCGAUCCGGCGUCCAGAACAAGAUUACCAUAUACAAGAUCGACAAGGAUAAGAAAACAUUAUCCACCCUCAUUGAAAGAGUAUUGAGUCGCGAUGAAGACGCCCCUAUGUCAUUGAGCGUUCACCCAACGGAACCUGUCAUGGCGUUUGGAAUCAACAGUGCAAUCAACAGAAUCGAAGCUGGAGAAAACGAAAACUGCAGGGUUUUUCAAUACUCUGAUGAGCGGAUCGAGCCUGUCCACAAUAAAGGAACGCUGUCUAGCAAGGAUCCAGAGGUUUAUCAAAAAGUUACUCGAUUUAGUAAUGAUGGGUUGUUGCUGGCGACAGGAGGAACCGAUGGAGUUGUCGCUCUACUCAAGUAUCCCACACUUAAUCCUGCCCUUCCCAUUACGCAGUUCAAAGGGCAUGAGAUUAUGGAUCUCGACUUCUCAGCAGAUGGAAAACACAUCGCUGUCGUGUCAGCCCAGAACUUGUGGAUCAUCUCUACGGCUAAAGGUCGAGUCCUUGAAGCGAUUACAAAUCCUGUUUUAAACAAGAAGAAGCCUUUUGUAUUCCGUACAUGUCGCUUCGGACGAGGAGCCUUCUCAAAUGUUCUCUAUACUGUUGUUAAUGGGGAUAACAAACAAAAGCCUUUUGUUUGCAUGUGGGAUGCCUCAAACUGGACACGCAUCCGUACCUUAACCAUUGGAUCCCGCCCGAUCACUGCUUGCACUAUCAGUCCUGAUGGAAAACUGAUUGCAUUCGGCUCUUCAGAUAUGAGUAUUCGGGUUUGCAGCGCCAAAUCUCUUCAGGUACUCAUGACUGUCCCUAAGACACACGCAUUCUCAGUAACAUCCAUGGCAUUCAAUAGCGAUGCGUCAUUAUUAGUCAGUGGAUCCGUGGAUGCUGCCUGCCACGUUAUUCCAAUCCCAAAAACAUUCCCAAAGAACAACAACUUUGCGAUAUUGGUCUUUACUCUCCUCUUCUUAUUCUUGGCUGUCGCCAUACAGGUCUACCUGACCGCUCAAAAGUAAAUCAGAGGAUUCACGCUUCUAAAAACACACACACCGAUAAAUACAUUCUUGGCACUUGUUAUCUCAAUAAGAAAUGCUUUUUCUACAUUAGAAAAAGAAAUUGAUCAUUGGUACAGUACAAGGGAUAAUAUUACAAUAGCGUACAGCAUAAUAAAAUAAUUAAAUAAU
Molecule: messenger RNA, 1304 nt
Organism: Lobosporangium transversale
Lineage: Eukaryota; Fungi; Mortierellomycota; Mortierellomycetes; Mortierellales; Mortierellaceae
Product: quinon protein alcohol dehydrogenase-like superfamily
Exons: 6
Coding region: 30-1136 (368 amino acids)
Biological process (GO): protein secretion
Cellular component (GO): endoplasmic reticulum membrane
Molecular function (GO): GTPase activator activity; guanyl-nucleotide exchange factor activity; protein binding
Source: RefSeq, a predicted model, not a curated record